AUGGUGAAACUAAUUCACACGUUAGCGGAUCAUGAUGAUGAUGUCAACUGCUGUGCCUUCUCCUCUUCCCUCUUGGCCACUUGCUCCUUGGACAAACCAAUUCGCCUGUACUCCCUGAGUGACUUCAGUGAAUUGCCACACUCUCCAUUGAAGUUUCACACCUCUGCUGUCCGCUGCUGUUUCUCUGCUUCAGGGCAUAUUUUGGCUUUAUUUUCAACAGAUGGUACCACUGUCUUAUGGGAUACUCAAAACAGACAGACUUUGGCAGUGAUGGAACAGCCCAGUGGUAGCCCCGUGAGGGUUUGCCGGUCUUCCCCAGCCUCCACUUGUUUGAUAUCAGGGGAAGCUGAUGGAACUGUUGUUUUGUGGAAUGCACAGUCAUACAAGUUAUAUAGAUGUGCUAGUGUUAAGGAUGGCUCCUUGGUGGCCUGUGCAUUUUCUCCUAAUGGAAACCUCUUUGUCACUGGCUCCUCGUGUGGAGAUUUAACACUGUGGGAUGAUAAAAUGAGGUGUCUGCAUAGUGAAAAAGCACACGAUCUUGGAAUUACCUGCUGCGAUUUUUCUUCACUGCCAGUUUCUGCAAGGAUCGCAGAAGAUCAACCAAAGCAAUUUACUGAAGAUUGGUCAGAGGACGAUGUCUCAAACUGGCUUUGUGCACAAGAUUUAAAAGACCUUGUUGGUAUUUUCAAAAUAAAUAACAUUGAUGGGCGAGAACUGUUGAAUCUUACAAAAGAAAGUCUAGCUGAUGAUUUGAAAAUUGAAUCUCUAGGGCUGCGUAGUAAAGUUCUGCAGAAAAUUGAAGAGCUCAGGACAAAGAUGAAAACCCUUUCUUCUGGAAUUCCUGAUGAAUUUAUAUGUCCAAUAACUAAGGAGCUUAUGAAAGAUCCUGUCAUUGCAUCAGAUGGCUAUUCAUACGAAAAGGAAACAAUGGAAAAUUGGAUCAGCAAAAAGAAACGUACAAGUCCCAUGACAAAUCUUGUUCUUCCUUCAGUGGUACUUAUACCAAAUAGGACUCUGAAAAUGGCCAUUGAUCGAUGGCUGGAGACACAUCAAAAAUAA
Messenger RNA from Globicephala melas (long-finned pilot whale), 1059 nucleotides. Its product is annotated as WD repeat, SAM and U-box domain-containing protein 1-like. NCBI's taxonomy places the organism in Eukaryota, Metazoa, Chordata, Mammalia, Artiodactyla, Delphinidae. Gene Ontology annotation, biological process: protein ubiquitination. Gene Ontology annotation, molecular function: ubiquitin-protein transferase activity; protein binding. The record is from RefSeq and is a predicted model, not a curated record.